Messenger RNA from Myxocyprinus asiaticus (Chinese sucker), 2114 nucleotides. Its product is annotated as CKLF-like MARVEL transmembrane domain-containing protein 3. The transcript is spliced from 5 exons. The record is from RefSeq and is a predicted model, not a curated record. Gene Ontology annotation, cellular component: membrane. The coding region runs from base 318 to 827 and encodes 169 amino acids. Lineage: Eukaryota; Metazoa; Chordata; Actinopteri; Cypriniformes; Catostomidae.
UGCAGGGUUGCAUUUGUUCAGUCGUACAGAUGGAAAUAAAGCGCAGUUGUUCCAUAAAUAUCUGUACGGUUUCCAGUUCUUCCUGUGAAAGAUGUAGGCAAUCGCCCACAUUCUCUGUUCACUUAUUAACCAUUUCUGGAAUCCAGAUUUCGGGAAUGCAGAUGUUGUUCUUUUGUGCGCUUCGUUUCCGCACUGUCAUUAUUUCCGUUUCCACUCCGUGCAAAGUUAUUUCGAUUUUCGAAGAGUAGCACUGUGGUCGCGGACAGCAGGAACCAUCACUGUGAACUUUAUUGGAAAAUAAGUGUUUGACGAGCGCGAUGGGGGACAUCGAGGCUCCGGAGAGUAACCGAUCACGGGAGGCUGGAGUUCGCUCUCUUCUCCCGAGUAAAGAGUUCAUCUCCUCCCGAAAAGGACAGCUUCUGAUCGGUGAAGUGGUGCUAUCGUUUAUCAGUUUUGUGUGUUUUGCUGCCUCAACAGCAGCUGCCUUUGUCACAGCUCCCUUCAUUGAAUUCUUAGCAGCCCUCUUCCUACUCUUUGCUUAUUCUACGAAGUUCAACGAGAGAUUCAAGGGCUUUCACUGGCCCCUCAUGGACUUCCUGCGCUGUGUCAGUGCCUCCAUCAUCUUUUUCAUAAUCUCUAUAAUAUCUGUGUCAAAGUAUCCGGAUGGAGCCUCCAAGGCUGCUGGGGUCUUUGGCUUCAUUGCCACAAUAAUUUUUGCCCUGGAUUUUUAUUUCAUCUUUAAUGAACUGGCCAACUUUCUCAAAGGAGGUGAUCCCAAUGAACCACCCAAUACACAAGAUGAUGACUCAGACUCAGACUCUGACUAAAGCUGUGAUUGUGUCCGAGACAGGAUCUGGUAUAUGUGGCCUGAUUUAAAAAAACAAAAAAAAACAACAGACUGUAAUUUUUUUCUUCUUUCUCCAGCCCCCACAGCAGAAACUGAAUUGUUCAAUAUGUUACAUGUCACAGCAGUGUCAGAAAUGAACUUUUAAGAGUCAAUAUUUCCCACCUGAAUUUGAUUUUCAGGGGCAUUUCUACCUUUAUACAGGCUAAUAAAAAAAUAAAUAGAAAUAGAAAUAAAUAUAAAAAUUAAAUAUAUAUAAUUCAAUUUAUUUAUUAUGUUUCAUGGACUAAUUUGUAUACCUAAGCCUAGAAUAGAAUAUUAAGAAAUAUAUCAGAUGUUACAAAUAAAGCACAAAAGAAAUCAUUAAGGGGCUUGGGCAUUUUUGCCCUGAGCUACCGACCCUGUGUCUCAGAAUAUGAGCUAUAGUGUUCAUAGAAAAGUAUAUACUUUUAGGGAUUGUGAAUUUCCAUGCAGUCUAUGAUAUUUUUCCAAAGCUGUGAACAAUUCCAGUGAUGGAGCUUUACAUCAGUCAGCUUGUUGUCUGUUGUUUUUUAAAGAAAGGGCAGAAUUUUACCAUUUAUUAUGUCUAUGUGCUGCCUGUAAACAGCUUAAGCGUACUUAUUGUAUUGUUUACAUAUGUGUGAUUGCUUUAAACAAUUGAAUGUGUUUAUUUUUAUGUGUAAGCCUUUUCUAUAUCUAGACUCUGGAGGUUUUUUUUGUGUUUUCUGAAUUUAGAGUUGUAUAUUUCAAAAUACAUUCUCUUAAAACUGACACUGCAUGACCUUGGUGAUGAUGCCUGGUACUAGGGAUAAUGUUUUUUAUUUUAUUUUUUUUUUAAUGUUUUGCACCGAAAAAAACAAAACAAAAAAAAACAACAAAAAAUGUUUACAUCAUGUAGUAAAUAGCAGGUGGUUGGCUGGUCACAGCUGCCUGUCUCAUUUCCACAGGUCUAUAACUAAACUUAUGUCUUGCCAAAGUACUGCAAAAAAAAAAAAAAAAAAAAAAAAGAAACAUUUAAAAAAAACUUGUAGUGCCUAAUUAGCAAUAUACUGUCAUUACAUGUGCACUGCCCUGCAACUGAUCAUGUAUUAACAUUUAAAUGGGGGCUUCAGCAGUGCUUUAAGGCAGUGUCUCCUGCUUUCUUAUAUUCUCAGGCAUGCUACGUUUAUCCACAUAAAAUAUAUUCGAGUGUUGAUAUGAAGGAUUGAUAAGCUUCCAGGAUUGUUUUGGAAACUGUCAGAUUGCCACAACAAUAAAUAUCUUUUGUACA